AUGCCCGGCAUCGAGGUCGCUCCCUCUCCCGCCUCGUCAGAACAUCCAGAUCGGCCGCUGUUCAAGUCCCACAAAUCGCUGCCUCGUCGGACAAAUACCAAUCGCCGUGGUCAAAUCUCCCAGCUGUCACCUCCGGAACACGAUGGCCUCUUUCCGGAGGCCGUGCCUCUUACGACCGCUCCAAUUCUUCCUUUAACACCACCCGGCAUCACGCACUACGAAUCCCCGACCGGAGCAGAUGCGCAAAAACCGUCAAUGUCUUCACACUCAGUGGUUACUGUGCUUACGCCAUCGAGACCCUCACAUCCUCCGACGCCCGAGACAACACCUCCGCGAGCUAUGCCGUCGAACCGACCGGGGCUGAGUCAAUUUGGGUAUGUCUCGUCCUCAUCGCGGGCGGAGUCUUUCAAGACAGCCUAUGAGACGAUAUCCGAUGCUGAAACUGUGACCCCUCGUCCGUCACCGCCAUUGCUCUCGCGCUCUAACACGCAACGAAGUACGAAAAGCACAAAAAGCAAGUCCGGAGGCACGGCCACCGCAGAGGGCCAGUCUCCCAGCUUUCGAGGUUCGCCGCGUUCAAAGGCCGCAAACGGUGGUGAAAUGCAAUCUCCAGCUCCGACCGAUAUUUCCCGCAAACAAGGAUUCGCAGACGGCCAGGCUCCAGAAAUACAUAUCAAGCCUACCCGUGACAAGGCAAAGCAGACUCGCAACAAAACAGAUGUUAAUGUAGCUGAUGUCGAUGAUUCCACGCGUGGAAGAAGAAGCUUACGGGACCGUGUGGCUCAUAUGCAGCAUGCCGAAGAUAGCCAAGCAUUGGAUCAAUUCCGUCAAGAAAUCGGCUGGCCCUCCGCGGAUGAUCAGAUAGAGGACUCUCGACGCCUUUCGUGGGUAUCGACGACCUCGACGGUCGAGGCAAUGAUUGUUGAUAAGCCCCAGCCAGCUAGACGGGCUCUGCGACAUACAGAAAAGAGACUAUCUCUGCGCUCCGCAAGUUCGCCGAUCACGAGGUCCGAGCGCACGUCUAUCGCAUCCAGCUUGGACCUGCAGCGCCGCCUGAGCCACAAACCUGUUCGGAUUACAGAGAAUGACCGAAGGAGCAUUGCAUCUGAAAUAUCUAUCUCUGGGAGUUCGACUCUAGGUGCAUCGCAGCAGCAUGUAGAUGUCGUGCCAGUGGUCGUGAUCCCUCAAAGACACUCGUCGCUCAAGGGUGUUUCAAGCCUACCGAGCAGAAACCCGUCUAUAUCGCGCUCUGGACGGUCCGUGCAUGCGCCCGCCGUACCCAAAACCCGAGCCGGCUCGCUGGAUCAUCCACGCCGUGGAGAACGUAGCGUUUCCGAUCCGCGUACUAGUAGUGUUUCGGCGGAUGGCCGUGGUCGUGGAAUGAAUCGCCCACAUAUUCCUCCUCGCAGCUCUUCACUAUCCGCGCCCACAAGCCAAAACAAUUCUCGAGCAACUUCUCUGACUUCGGAGAGUCUACGGAGCCAUAAUCUCGCAGUAGAACAGACUUCAAAGAAGCGCCAACAGCCUGAAUUGAAGCCCGCUCCUAUUCUGGAUGCUCCCAGCCGAGAUAAGCAUGAAACUGGUGGUAUUAUGAAAACCCAGUCGAUUGUGAUUGGAGUUGAAGACCUGAGCUACCUGCGGCCGCCGUCAGUACCGUUUACGCCACAUUCGGUCCCGUCGUCAUCGCCUGGCCCAUUCGAGAUUAACGAAGUCAGAAGAGUGGCCAUCUUCCCGCAUAACAACGAGUCAUUAUUGCUUGUCAAUCCACACGGAGAGAGUGGCCUCCGAGGGCAGCUACCUCAGACCGAACAGCCACAGACACCCGACAACACUCAAGAGAUGGCGGGCGUGGACUCCCCGUUGAGAAACCCACGACCACCGCCAAAACCCCCAGUUUCGACAACUGUUGGGGACUUUGUCAAUUUUGACCAGUUGGUUGGAAACGUGGGUACUAGUGAAAUAACUGAUGGUACUAGCCGUCGACCCAAGUCCAAAAGACGGCCAUGGAUUGCCCGACCGCGAUCAGAGUCCUUCAACUCGUUCGUGCGAACCCUUUCUCUCAGUUCGGCUAAGAACCCUAAAGCCGGCGAGGACAUCGACGGGCGACUGCAACCAUUCUGGCGCCCGCGCCGAUUCUGGGACGACUCUCCUGAAUCUCUGUCACCGGAGGAGGACGGCACCCGGUCGCAAGCUCCCAAACAGCCAGACGAGGUUAUCAGCAACUCGUUAGGAAUGCCGCAAAAGCGGAUUGUGUUCGACGGUCCUUUUGUGUCCAGUACCCGGUCAGGCCCCCGACGGUGGACCGACGGUCAACCCCGUGUCAACAGAGAAACGCUUAUGGGAAGCCGUAUCGUCUCACCGGAGGCUUUGUACUCCCAGACCUCUCUUCACCAACGCCAUUUCCCAGCCGUGUCAUGGUGGCGACUACGAUUCCGGUCUGGUAUAGCGCGAUCUUUCCGCUGGCGCCUCCGACGCUCAAUUCAACGACGAGCAGACAGCAGGCGCGAGGUGAAGCGCGAGAGGAUUAAGCAGAGCAUCGGCGAGGCGAUUCUGAUGGACUCGAGCACACAAGUCCGGAAAGCCACAUUAUGA
Messenger RNA from Aspergillus mulundensis, 2592 nucleotides. RefSeq lists its product as uncharacterized. The record is from RefSeq and is a predicted model, not a curated record. The transcript has a single exon. Bases 1 to 2592 code for a protein of 863 amino acids. Lineage: Eukaryota; Fungi; Ascomycota; Eurotiomycetes; Eurotiales; Aspergillaceae.